Molecule: messenger RNA, 3203 nt
Organism: Myxocyprinus asiaticus (Chinese sucker)
Lineage: Eukaryota; Metazoa; Chordata; Actinopteri; Cypriniformes; Catostomidae
Gene: exd2
Product: exonuclease 3'-5' domain containing 2
Exons: 11
Coding region: 240-2096 (618 amino acids)
Biological process (GO): nucleobase-containing compound metabolic process
Cellular component (GO): cytoplasm; nucleus
Molecular function (GO): nucleic acid binding; 3'-5' exonuclease activity
Source: RefSeq, a predicted model, not a curated record
GCUCUGCAGCUGUUCAGCAUCAGAAACGUGUUUGUGUGCAUGUGUCUACAGCACUGUUUACUUGUUAAACUGUGACAUCCGAGUCUGCAGUUCCAAAGUCUACUAAUAGAUGCGUCAAUGGACAGUCAACACUUUCAAGAGGCUGCUGUUAUAAUGUAGAACUAAGCUGUUCUAACUGAAGAAUCCUCCAGCACCAACAACAGAGGAACACGGAGUGGGUGGUUGGUGGAGCUGCAAAGAUGUCCAGAUGGAGCACGUUCACUGCAGCUGUUGCUACCAUGUUAGGAGCCACUCUCGGUGGUCUGUUUCUGUGGCGCAGCAUCCGUGCUCAGAAGAGAAAGGCCUUAAAGGUCCCCGCUGCGCCUGAGCCCGUACAAGCCCAGCUGGAAGCGGACUUCACCACAACGCAACCCGCAAGACCAGAGCUGACAGCAUCUGCAAACCAGCCUGUGACCGUACCGCUGGUUAGUACACUUAUACAAGUGCCACCGGUGGUCGUGAGCUCUUCAGAUGAGUGGGAAAUGUUCUGGCCAGCGUUCCAAAAGGACCUGUUGGUGUAUCCGGUUCUGGGCCUGGACUGUGAAUGGGUGUCCGUCAAAGCCAAAGCAUCUGCUGUCUCUCUACUCCAGCUGGCGACUUUCUCUGGCCACUGUGUGUUGGUCAGACUGCUUUCAUUUCGAGAAGCACAGCUUCCUCUGCCUAAAGGCCUCAUGGGGGUCCUGUCUGACCCUCAUGUACUCAAGGUGGGGGUGGGAUGUUAUGAGGAUGGAAAGCGUCUGGCUCAUGAUCAUGGUCUGACUCUGGGAUGCACUGUUGACCUGCGUUAUCUUGCCCUCAGACAGAGGCAAGCAGUGCUAAAUAACGGCUUGAGUUUGAAAUCCCUGGCUGCAGACCUGCUGAAUGUUACACUGGAUAAAUCACUAGAACUGCGCUGCAGUGAUUGGGAGGCAGACAUGCUAACACAGGAACAGAUGACGUAUGCAGCACGGGACGCACAGAUCUCCAUCGCUCUUUUCUUUCACCUGCUGGGGCUAAACGUAGAGCCCCGUCUCGAUGCUGAGGGCGAAACUGUGUUUGUGCACCUUGCAUCACGCUGCCAGGGAUUGGUGGAUGUGCCCUUCAGGGGGCGCUGUGGAGGAGAGGGAGAAGAAGGGGAGAGGAGACGACGAAGCAGGAAGUCCACCGCGGAAAGUCCUGAGUCUGGAGACCAGCAAGUUCCAGACCCACGGCAGAACAAACGCAAACCACUAGGAGUUGGUUAUUCUGCCAGGAAAUCUCCUCUUUAUGAUAACUGUUUCCUUCAUGCUCCUGAUGGCCAGCCACUCUGCACAUGUGACAAGAAGAAAGCAAAAUGGUACCUGGAAAAGGGAAUAGGAGAGUUGGUCAGUGAAGACCCCUUCAUUGUUCGCCUGCUGUUUGAGCCCUCGGGCCGUCCAGAAUCACAGAAAGACUACUACCUCAUAGCCAAAGAGAACCUGUGUGUGGUGUGUGGGAAAGCUGAGUCUUACAUCAGGAAGAAUAUUGUCCCACAUGAGUACAGGCGCCACUUCCCGGCUGAGAUGAAGGACCACAAUUCCCACGACAUCCUGCUUCUCUGCACUUCCUGUCACGCGGCGUCUAACGUGCAUGAUGGCAUCCUGAAACAGCAGCUGGUGGAGGAGCACUCUGCCCCGCAAGGCUGCGAAGUGGGCGUUAGGCUGCUCGAGGAUGCAGACCGCCGGCGGGUACGCUCAGCCGCUCGCGCUCUCCUCAGUGCCAGCGAUGGGAUGCCAGAAUCCAGACGGGAGGAGCUCCUGUCAAUCAUCCAGAGCUUCUUCUGUAACAGUCAUCAGGAUGUCACGCAAGAGAUGCUUCAAAGAGCUGCAGCGCUGGAGACCAGGAUCUUUAACGAGAGUUUUGUGUCGCAUGGAGUGAAGGUAGUGCGGGCAUAUGCCGAGCAUGGUCUACCUGGCCUGAUGGAGCUGGAGCGCCGCUGGCGACAGCACUUCUUGACCAGCAUGCACCCCCGCUAUUUGCCACCACUCUGGUCUGUCAGUCACAACCACGACAAAUAUCUGCGCAAGUACGGUGAGGAUCUGCAAAUCCAGCUCAACUGAGCCUAGUUGCUUUAGCAAUGAAGAGACUAUGCUACAACUCCCGAUAGGAAGGUGUCCACUGUGUGGGUAACACCUUGAUGUCCUUGUCCUAAACCCUGUGAUGUCAUUUCAAGUGUGUGCCAGAGACCGUUUCGGCCUUGCAUUGGGCAAGCCCUGGUGUUGACUUCCAGAUGAGAAAAAAAAAGCCGAAGACUAGUCUAGACUGUGGCCCCAUUUUGACUGGGCCCUAAGGGACCAGAUGAAGAUUGGCUAAGAGACUCUUUGGUGAUCUGAAGCCACAGUGAUGAAUGAACGGCGAAACAUUAAACUCUAAAAUGGUGCAAGAACAGAAAUGGUGAUAGGUAAAAUAACAAAAAAGCAAAAUGUGCACACUUUUUAAAAAAAAAAAAAGUUUAAAAUGUGGAAAGGAAUUCUCAUUUCUCUGUGAAAAGUAGAAUUUACUGUAUUUUAACCAGCCCAAACCUGCUCUUACUUCUUAAUCGUGAAUUUAAUAAAAUAUUCAUAGCUUACAAUUCUUGCAGGUUUGUGGCCAUAUUAAAUAUUUUGUUAAGUGUUUAUCAGUUUGCCUUUUUGGGCUAUAGAAUGUGGCAUUUUUUACUUAAAUGCCCGUAAUGGAGCUGAAAAUGUCUAAAAUUUCAGGCUGUUUUUUGUUCACUAGGUUUAGAAGAAAACUCCAUUAUCUUUGAACAACUAACGUUUGACAGGAUUGAGCACUGAUAAGUUUGAGGGUGCAACACGUUAAUCAUCUUUCUCAGUCAGGACACCUCAGACUAGACCAGAACAUGUUUUGGUGUACAAACCCCUGACUAGACAUUAUACAUUUAUCCCAGCGUAAUUGAAGCACCCCUCUUUCAUAGAUCAUUACUACUAAACAUUCCCACUCUGAUUUUUAGUGCCAAUUUGUGUUGAAUGUGCAGUUACAGUCCGAGAGAUUCAGCUCCAUGGAUGGUAACAAAUGUAGAUGGCCAAUUCAAGGACAUUGAAAAGUCUGAGCUUAACACUUCUAAUUUAACUUCAGAAUCACUACAGCUUUUUAUUUACAUUUUUCCAGAUGUAAUGCAUUAAAGCUGCUGUGUUUCCUUAUUGUCAAUAAAGAUUAAUUGUCAU